AUGGCUUCCUCAUCAUUCCGAGAUUCAAUAAACUCGCUUGGCUGGUCGCGCGCCACCGAAGAGCCCGUGAACACCUCGAGAGAUACGGGCCUCUUCUCCAGUAUCCAGAACUUGAACCCAUUUCAAGAUCGCGGGUAUUUGCAGCUGCCCACUCACGAAACGUCGCCGGGUGCGCCUUUGCCUGCGUCAAGUCGUCGUGAGGAGGAAGAAGGCUGGUUCAUCCUCGCCACUCGCCCGCGCAAGUUUGUUCUCUUAUGGACUGUGGGAUCCAGUCUGUUCUUAGCGUCCUUUGCGGCCGUCAUGGGCCCCAUGAACUAUGUCUAUCAUCUUUUGUCGACACCUAGACUGCCCUUUACUGCGGCCUACUUUGGAUCCAUUAUAAUGACGUUGGCUUUUGCCAUUAAAUUACAGAACACCAUUCUCACGCUGCUUUCAGCCCUUGUACAGCUCGCCGCCCUUGCUUGGUAUCUCGUCAGCUAUUUUCCAAUGGGAGCAGCCGGUCUGCGCCUGGCGACGACGUUUGGGGCCAGGCAAGCGACAUCUUGGAUGAGUGGCUAA
Messenger RNA from Beauveria bassiana ARSEF 2860, 558 nucleotides. RefSeq names its product Golgi traffic protein SFT2, putative. The record is from RefSeq and is a predicted model, not a curated record. Gene Ontology annotation, cellular component: membrane. The transcript has 4 exons. NCBI's taxonomy places the organism in Eukaryota, Fungi, Ascomycota, Sordariomycetes, Hypocreales, Cordycipitaceae. Gene Ontology annotation, biological process: vesicle-mediated transport. Bases 1 to 558 code for a protein of 185 amino acids.